GCUAAAGUUGCCAUCUACACUUGUAAUUCAUACAUUGGUUAGUCUCUCUCUUUCUCUCUAUAUUAUAGUGUUGUUGUGAAUCUCUGUUUCUUGAUUUGGAACCGACAUGGCUCCCAACACUUGGGCUUUUCUCUGCCUCUUCCCAGGAAUCUGAAGCGCUCUCUCUCUCUCUCUCUCUCUCUCUCUCUCUCACUCCAACCCGAACAAAUCUUUCAUCUUAUCAACAUCAAACAGUAACUUGGAUUUUGAAGAUGGCUAUGCAAACUGGUCCACAGAUCUCUUGGUGGAAUGCUUUUGGAUCUCAGCCGUUGCCUCCGCUGAGUCUUGCCGGAGAUUCUGACUCGCUCGGAUCUGCCGUGGAGACAGAACAUGGUGUGGAUAAACAGAGCAACUCUGCAACUCACUUAGCUUUCUCACUUGGUGAUGUAAAGAGUUCAAGAGUUGUGCCUAAGCCUCAUGGAGCUGCUUUCUCAAUGCAACCACCUUGCUUGGAACUUGGAUUUACUCAACAACAGAUAUAUCCUUGUGUGGAACGAGAAUACUAUGGAGUUGUUUCAGCCUAUGGAACUCAGAGCAGAGUGAUGCUUCCUCUAAACAUGGAAACAGAAGAUGGAACCAUCUUUGUGAACUCAAAGCAAUACCAUGCAAUCAUCAGACGUCGCCAGUCACGUGCAAAGACUGCUGCUGUUCUUGACAGGAACAAACAAAGUAGCAGAGGCCGUAAGCCAUAUAUGCAUCACUCUCGUCACCUCCAUGCACUGCGCCGUCCUAGAGGAUCUGGUGGAAGAUUCUUGAAAACUAAAAGUGGAACCAGUGCAAAGAAAGCUGAUGGAACUAAGCAGCCUCAGACUCAGAGUCAGGCUGUGUCUCAGCAAAGUAACUCUCAGAACUCGGAAGUUCUUCAUCCGGAAAGUAGGACCAUGAAUUUAACGACCGGACUCAAUGUGUCUGGAUCAGAAGUCACAAGCAUGAACUACUUUCUAAGUUCUCCGGUCCAUUCUCUUGGUGGCAUGCUGACGCCUAGCAAGUGGACUGCAUCAGAAGCAGCAGUUUAUAAUGGCUGCUGUUAUUUCAAAACCUGAUCUUUUACCAUUGUUUCUCAGUCAAACGGAGAGAGAGAGAAAACUCUUUGUCUUGAAAAAGGACAAUGAGUUUUUUUCUUAUUCUUGCAUUUGACUGUGAACAGGCAAAUCAUCUUUGGCUCAUUCUCUAUCACGGCUUUCUGAGUUCACCGUCAGGUGAAGGAAACCUUGAUGUUAUCUUAGUGAAAAACUAGUUACAACUGUGUGAAGAACAAUGAUGGGACUAUAAACCCACUUGUUCCAACUUUUAUCGUUUGAUGUUCUGAUGUUCUCUUUCCUCCUCUAUCCUUGCAUGUGUGUGUGUGUGUGUUUAUGUAUGUUUCUGAAACAAUUGUAAGAACUUGUAGUUGUGUGGCUUAUGUAACAUAUUUCAGUCCUGCUUUUCUAUA
Molecule: messenger RNA, 1471 nt
Organism: Raphanus sativus (radish)
Lineage: Eukaryota; Viridiplantae; Streptophyta; Magnoliopsida; Brassicales; Brassicaceae
Product: nuclear transcription factor Y subunit A-2
Exons: 5
Coding region: 252-1082 (276 amino acids)
Biological process (GO): regulation of transcription by RNA polymerase II
Molecular function (GO): RNA polymerase II cis-regulatory region sequence-specific DNA binding; DNA-binding transcription factor activity, RNA polymerase II-specific
Source: RefSeq, a predicted model, not a curated record